AUGGUAAAGACACGGCAUUUAGAACCUAGGACUUAUUUCAAAACUAUUUCAUCAGAUAACAAUGAGCAAAGAUCACUCUCAAUCACACCAUGUGAUAAUAAUUCAUUCAAACUCAUUUGUCUCAAACAAAUCAAAAAUGUUAUUGUGAAAUUUAAAUUAACUCAAAUUAUAAUACCUAAAUUAAUAUUAUAA
Dictyostelium purpureum is the source of this 192-nucleotide messenger RNA. RefSeq lists its product as uncharacterized. Bases 1 to 192 code for a protein of 63 amino acids. The transcript has a single exon. The record is from RefSeq and is a predicted model, not a curated record. Lineage: Eukaryota; Evosea; Eumycetozoa; Dictyosteliales; Dictyosteliaceae.